CUUGGUUUUACUCUUGGCAAUGUGGUUGGGAUGUAUCUGGCUCAGAACUAUGAUAUUCCUAACAUUGCAAAGAAGCUUGAAGAUUUUAAGAAGGAUGUGGAAGCUAAGAAGAAACCUCCCAGUGACAAGUCCUAAGAGAGCAAUGUUACCCAGGUCACCUCUGUGCAUGCAUCAGGGAUGCAAUUACCUUUCGGGCAACGAAGAUCAAGUAGAGGGUUGGCAUGGGAGGUUCCUCCACUUUUAAUCUCCUAGAACUGGAAUGUCAUUCUUUUGAAAGAGCAGCCGUGAACUUUUCCUGAGACUGAUUUUCAAGGGUUUCAGAAUUUGGAUUUGCAGCUGAUAUGUGACUGAUAAGAUCGUUUGUAUUUUUCGUUAUUGCUUUUCCUAAUAUUUUGUAACCCAUUUUUACCUGAUCCAACUGGAGUCCUGUUAGUCCUGUUGCUAUGUGUACCUCACACUUUGUAAUACCCUAGUUCUUAGAACAUCGCAAAAGAAAUUAAAUGCAUUAAGAAGUAA
Fulmarus glacialis (Northern fulmar) is the source of this 516-nucleotide messenger RNA. RefSeq names its product chromosome unknown open reading frame, human C7orf73 (gene STMP1). The annotation marks the transcript as partial. The record is from RefSeq and is a predicted model, not a curated record. The transcript has 2 exons. NCBI's taxonomy places the organism in Eukaryota, Metazoa, Chordata, Aves, Procellariiformes, Procellariidae.